Messenger RNA from Neohortaea acidophila, 1592 nucleotides. RefSeq lists its product as uncharacterized. The transcript has a single exon. The coding region runs from base 92 to 1591 and encodes 499 amino acids. The record is from RefSeq and is a predicted model, not a curated record. NCBI's taxonomy places the organism in Eukaryota, Fungi, Ascomycota, Dothideomycetes, Mycosphaerellales, Teratosphaeriaceae.
UUCAUCCCCAAAGCCACCUUCCCCGCCGUGAAAGGCUGGAGAGAAUGUUCACGACCGCCAAUAUCUUGUCUUGGCCGUUCAUGCGAUCGCAAUGAGUCGCUCCAAGCUGCCGCUUUCCGAAUCUUCCGUCCUUGCGGCUUGCGAUCAAGCUGCUUCCCCCGACAACUGGCCCGAAUACCGUCUGAAUGAUGCGAAAGUCACCCUCCCCUCUGAUUCCCAGUCCGUCAGCCUCCUACUCGCCAGCGAACACUAUCCCCUUCGAGUUACUGGUCAGCUUGAAGCGGUUUCCAGAAAGCGCGCACAUCUAUGGCUCUUACCUUCAAAGCCACGGCCGAUGUACAUCGAGAUCGCCGUGCGAACAUUCGCCUAUGACGAUUCAGAUGGGGUGGCCGUGUGGGCGGCAGGAAACGCUGGAUGGUUCAAGAUAAAGCCGAGUCGCGAGUACCAAUCGGCCUACGAGGAGAUGACCGACGCCAUCACGCUCAUCUAUUUCGUGAUCGAUGCCUACACCACGAGAAGACGGCAGGGGAAGGGGAAGAGCGCCAUCACUCUCCCCGAUUACAGCCCACAAGAGUUGUUCGAAAAGUAUGCCAUCGAAAUCAUGGGUGUGGCGAAGGGGGCCUCGGAGGCGCAACGGAAGAUUUAUAAACACCGGCAGGCACUGAUGUCCUGCAUGAGAGAUGCGAAGUGGGCACAGAACCCGCUUCUGCUGCAUCUCAUCAAGAAAUUUGGGGAGGAUUGGCGACAAGUGAGGCAACGGUUAGAAGGCACUGGUACAGCAAAAGAGAAGCCGAAAUCCUCGUCAACAACCAAGAGUCUGAAAAGAAAACGAAAUCAGGAACAGAGGUUAGUGGACGAUGUUUCAAACGGUUCCAGUUCGGACAGCAGUUUGGACAGCAGUCCGCCUGUCUCCGAAAUAACAGGAAAGCCGUUCAAAGCCGCCAUGCCAAAGACCAAGGUAAAGAAGGCUUCUUUCUCUACCGCAAAACUCGCUCGGCCGAUCCGAAACAAGCAUCUCACCCAACAAGAUAUCGACGAUUGGCAACCUAGUACUCCCGCUAUGCAAGACAGCGACCUGGAAACAGGGCGACAGAAAUCAGGGCUGAGGCUUAAGAAAUCCAGCAAAGGCCUCCCAAGGAAAAGACAGCCGACAGAAAUUGUAGGCGACGAAGAAGACGUAUUACCCAACGACAUCUUGGAUGAGGGUAUUGACAUACCCAGCUCGCCUUCCUCCAAUGCAGAUGUCGUGGGAGGAGCCGAUGCCAGCGAGUUUGCCGCCCGAAAGCUGCAUCGACCAGACCAGCUGCAAGAAAAUGUCUGGAGCUGUGCGUUGGCAGGCUGCACACACAAAAUCUACGGCCCGGCCACGUCCUCGGAAACACAAAGGCUCAUCCGUGAGCAUUAUAACUUGCACGCAAAUUUCGAUGAUGAUGCACGAGUGAAGUUGGUGAAGAAAAUGACGGAACCGAGUCUCCCUACCUCCCACCUGGCGCAGAGAGUGAGGGGGUACGUGAGUAUGGAGUUGACGAGACUCGAGGGCACAAAGACCGGCGGGAGCCGAUUUCCCGACCUCGUGAAGCAGAAAUACUAGU